AUGAACAACAACCUCUUGCAGAGUUAUCAAUUUCGAAACAUGACGACUGUUUCCCGAGCCAAUAUGAUGCAGUUCAGUGAGGACAUCAUAAAGAUGUUGACUCCUGAGGAGAUUGAUGAAUUUCGAGAAGCUUUCAUGAUGUUCGACAAGGAUGGCAAUGGAACCAUCUCAACUAAGGAAUUGGGAAUUGCCAUGCGUUCUCUCGGCCAGAAUCCAACUGAGCAAGAAAUUUUGGAAAUGAUUAAUGAAGUCGAUAUUGAUGGUAACGGACAAAUCGAGUUUUCGGAGUUCUGCGUUAUGAUGAAACGGAUGAUGAAAGAAACGGAUUCCGAAAUGAUUCGAGAAGCUUUUCGUGUUUUCGAUAAAGACGGAAAUGGUGUUAUCACAGCUCAAGAGUUCAGAUAUUUUAUGGUCAAUAUGGGAAUGCAAUUCUCAGAAGAAGAAGUCGAUGAGAUGAUUCGGGAAGUGGAUGCUGAUGGUGACGGAGAAAUUGACUACGAAGAGUUCGUAAAGAUGAUGUCUGAUCGCUGA
Molecule: messenger RNA, 531 nt
Organism: Auanema sp. JU1783
Lineage: Eukaryota; Metazoa; Nematoda; Chromadorea; Rhabditida; Rhabditidae
Source: the annotation of a GenBank genome assembly